AUGACACAAUUAUCGACAACAUUAUCACGUUGUGCAAAAGAUGUACUUGGUUUUAGUGUUAUGUUUAUGAUUGUUUUUUUGGCAUAUGCGCAAUUAGGUUAUUUAUUAUUUGGUACAAUGAUUGAUGAUUAUAAAACAUUUGCAAUUUCGAUCUUUACUCUAUUUCGUAUUAUUUUGGGUGAUUUUGAUUUUAAUGCAAUUUUAACUGCUCAUCGUAUUCUUGGUCCAAUAUUCUUUUUAACAUAUGUAUUUUUCGUAUUCUUUGUAUUAUUGAAUAUGUUUUUGGCUAUUAUUAAUGACACAUAUUCUGAAGUUAAAAGUGAUAUGACAACACAAAAAUCUGAAUUUGAAUUAAGUGAUUAUUUUAAAAAAUCAUAUGAAAGAAUGCUUGAUCGAUUAAAUGUUAAACGAGAUCGUAUUAUUGAUAUACAAAAUGCAUUAAAAAGUGCUGAUGUAAAUAAAGAUGGUGUAAUUGAAUUUGAUGAAUGGCGUCGAAAUUUAAAAGCUCGUGGUUAUACUGAUGUUGAAAUUGAAAAUGUUUUUUCACGUUAUGAUACUGAUGGUGAUCGUGUACUUCGUGAUAAUGAACAACGUCGUUUUAAAGCUGAUUUAGCUGCACAAGAAAAUAAUUUAGA
This is a messenger RNA of Rotaria sordida, 635 nucleotides long. NCBI's taxonomy places the organism in Eukaryota, Metazoa, Rotifera, Eurotatoria, Philodinida, Philodinidae. The record is from the annotation of a GenBank genome assembly.